AAUAUCGCCAAGUUAUCGACGUAUUUUCAGUAUGCUAACCGGCAAUACUUCCUGUGGGGUUUAGGGUUCUAAUGGAGAGGAAGGGUUGAGACAAGAUACGCCAUGAAAAUCCCUCAUUACCCGCUUCUCCUCUGGUCUCCGAAGGCCUCGACCUAAACCUCGUGUUCUUUGCCUCCUCUCCGCACCACAAAUGCUCACGGCAGUUGCCCAUAAUAGUGCUUCUUCUUGUUCUUCUGCCAAAAUCUGAGUACUCAUUCUUUCAUGGCCGUUAGACUCCUUUAAUGGCUAGGGGUCCUUCUAUUUUACUCUCUAAGAUUCCUUUCUGGAGCCGACGGUUCCUAGCUAGGGUGUUUCCUCCUCCUUCCUCAAAUGGUGUCCCUGCUGGAACUUCCGGAAAGCAGCAAAUUUUCACCAAUUCUUUAUCUAAUCGUGGAUGCCCUUGUUUAAAUCUUGCAGAUGCUUCGUGUGCAUUGUUUAGUCGAGUUUCUUACAGGUUGCUGGCUCUUGAUUUCAACUACCAUCUUCGGGAUUUGGAUUCUACGGUUUUGAGGAGGCAUUUCUCGUCGACUCCGGAGGCGGCGGAUUCGAGCUUCAAAGACGUCAGCUCGAUCGAUCCCUCAGAGCUAUAUCGUGACCUCCGCGAUUUGGAGAAGGGCGAUAAGCAGACGAAGUCGGAUUGGCAAGCAUUGGUUGAGAUCUUCCGCUCGUUCGCGAAGUCCCCUUGGACGUGCGACCAGGCCCUUGCCCUCUACAUCAGCAGGUCCUUCUUUCCGACUGCUGCUAAAAAGUUUAGGGCCUUCUUCUUGAGCAGAUGCCCGGACGACAUCGCGAAGCACCUCAUUUCUCUCGGCCCUUCCGAUGAAUCCCAUCGAUUCCUCUUCCCCAUCUUUGUUGACUUCUGCAUCGAUCAGUUCUCUGAUGAGAUUAAGCGCUUCCGGACCCUGGUUCAAUCCGCAGACCUCACGAAGCCGCACACAUGGUUCCCCUUUGCGCGGGCAAUGCGGAGGAAGAUAAUCUACCAUUGCGGACCGACCAACAGCGGCAAGACGUACAAUGCGUUGCAGAGAUUCAUGGAGGCGAACAAGGGAGUAUACUGCAGUCCUCUGCGUCUCCUUGCCAUGGAGGUCUUCGACAAGGUAAACACUUUAGGCGUGUAUUGUAGUCUUCAUACUGGUCAGGAGAAGAAAAACGUCCCGUUCUCGAACCAUGUAGCAUGUACAGUAGAAAUGGUGUCCACUGAUGAGCUCUAUGACGUCGCUGUAAUUGAUGAAAUUCAGAUGAUGUCCGACCCUUAUAGAGGGUAUGCUUGGACGAGAGCGUUGUUGGGAUUGAAAGCAGAUGAGAUUCACUUAUGUGGGGAUCCUAGCGUUCUUGGCAUAGUUAGGAAUAUUUGUUCAGAGACAGGAGAUGAACUAAUUGAGAACCAUUACGCGCGGUUUAAGCCUUUGGUGGUGGAGGCAAGGACCCUUCAAGGAGACCUUCGAAACGUGCGGUCCGGAGAUUGUGUAGUUGCAUUCUCCCGGAGAGAGAUAUUUGAGGUUAAAUUGGCUAUUGAGAAGUUUACGAAUCAUAGGUGCUGUGUCAUCUAUGGAGCUCUGCCUCCGGAGACGAGGCGUCUUCAGGCCAGUCUGUUCAAUGAUCAGGAUAAUGAAUAUGAUGUGCUUGUGGCCAGUGAUGCCGUGGGAAUGGGGUUAAAUCUUAAUAUUAGGAGGGUGGUCUUCUAUGGUUUGUCAAAAUAUAACGGAGACAAGAUAGUUCCUGUUGCUGCUUCACAAGUGAAGCAGAUAGCAGGGAGAGCAGGAAGGAGAGGGAGUAUAUAUCCGGAUGGGUUAACGACAACUCUUCACUUGGACGACCUUAGAUAUUUGAUCGAAUGCCUGCAGCAGCCAUUUGAUGAAGUAAAACAGAUUGGGCUCUUUCCGUUCUACGAGCAGCUGGAGCUGUUUGCUGGGCAGGCACCCAACUUAACCUUUUGUGAACUUCUUGAGAAGUUUGGCGAGAACUGCCGGUUGGAUGGUUCUUACUUUCUCUGUAAGCAUGACCACGUCAAGAAGGUGGCUCAGAUGUUGGAGAAGGUCGAGGGGCUGUCGUUGGAAGAUCGGUUCAAUUUCUGCUUCGCACCGGUCAACGUUAGGGACCCUAAGGCCAUGUUUCAUCUCCUGAAAUAUGCGUCAUCUUACAGCCAAAACCGUUUAGUUGGUCUAUCUAUGGGGAUGCCCAAGGGCUCUGCUACAAAUGAUUCUGAACUCUUGGACCUCGAGACCAGACAUCAAGUUUUGUCCAUGUACCUUUGGCUGUCGUAUCAUUUCAAGCAAGAGACUUUUCCGUUUGCCAAGAAAGCUGAAACAAUGGCAACCGACAUAGCGGAGCUGCUUGCUAGAUCUCUUGCUAAUGCUCGUUGGAAGCCUCAGGCUAGACAUGUUGCUCAGAGGAAAACUAACACCGGAGAAGAAGGACAUGAAAGACCAAGAUCACUUGUCAAGGAGUACAUCAAGAAAAGAGAGGAGAAAUCCUCCGACAGUUUCUCUGCUGAAAAGGUUGCUGCAUAAUAUACAGGAUUGCCAUUCUAACUUCUUUGAUGAAGCCGCUGUUUAUUUUGUCGUUCUCUCAAGCUUUAGUCCCAGUGCUAAAACCUAAAGUUUCAGCAGUUGGUGGUGCAUCCGCUGCCUUCUCAUGUGCAAUUACUGCCUGGGCCAAUAGCAGUUUCUGAUAGAUACAACUUUACCUGUUCUCAUCUGGUUUCUGGAGUUUGUAUUGCUCUUCCGCAUUAGGCAGACAUUGGGAAUCCACAGGCAGAGAAUAUUGGCAUGGGGAACUUUGAUUGUUUCCAUAUUAUAUGCUUGUGUAAUUGUAUCUUAGUUAUUUGGUUAGAGGCUUAGAGCUAAUGAAAAAUGAAGCUUUUACCAUCCAUAUGGAGACAGAGAGGAGGCAGGAUGCCCUUUAGUUGAUAUCUUGCAGCAACCACUGACAAUCGCCUUCUCUUGUUUCAGUUGGAUAUUCUUUUUAACCAUCCAAUAAAGUGUCAUAAAAUGUAUUGCACUGAGGUGUUGGAAUGAUGGUGCGGAACUUUAAACAACUCUUUUCCACCUGCUCCAUCAGAUGCUCCCUGCUAGCAAUUUAUGUUUUCCUAAGAAGUGCAAAAUGCUAAUGUUGCCUGUGUGUGCGCUUUUGCACGUAUGUGUGCGCGUGUACUUGUGGCUUGACUGUAUUAGGUUGCAUUGGGUGCAAUACAUGAUAUGUUUUAUC
Nymphaea colorata (pocket water lily) is the source of this 3246-nucleotide messenger RNA. Its product is annotated as DExH-box ATP-dependent RNA helicase DExH18, mitochondrial. Gene Ontology annotation, cellular component: mitochondrial degradosome. The coding region runs from base 282 to 2549 and encodes 755 amino acids. NCBI's taxonomy places the organism in Eukaryota, Viridiplantae, Streptophyta, Magnoliopsida, Nymphaeales, Nymphaeaceae. The record is from RefSeq and is a predicted model, not a curated record. The transcript is spliced from 2 exons. Gene Ontology annotation, biological process: RNA catabolic process; mitochondrial RNA 3'-end processing. Gene Ontology annotation, molecular function: hydrolase activity, acting on acid anhydrides; RNA helicase activity; ATP binding.